This is a messenger RNA of Phalaenopsis equestris, 2010 nucleotides long. RefSeq names its product selenium-binding protein 2-like. Lineage: Eukaryota; Viridiplantae; Streptophyta; Magnoliopsida; Asparagales; Orchidaceae. The coding region runs from base 285 to 1757 and encodes 490 amino acids. Gene Ontology annotation, molecular function: selenium binding. The transcript has 7 exons. The record is from RefSeq and is a predicted model, not a curated record.
AAACGAUGACAGCGCACAAUCUCCACUUGUGACCAAAUCCUAUACCAGAUACGGAAACUGUUCCCAGGGCCAAUAAGCCGUCCAAUUUCAUUAAGAAAAAUAAGGGCAAAAAACAAAAUAGGCUACGUUCAGUGUCCACCACCAAGAUGCCGCAUCGUCAUCCUAAUAUUUAGCUAGUUGCCGAGGUCUUAAUAGUCGCCCUUAGAAGAGGUUACCGAUUCAGCUUCAUCCCCUGCUUUUUAGUCGCAUAAGUUCUAAAGAUUACAUUGGAAGAAGAUAGAAAGAUGGCCGGAGUAGUGGUGGCGCCGGUGGCCGGAGAAGGGAAUACCUGCUGUGUGCAUGCGAGGAAGGGACCCGGCUAUGCCUCUCCGCUUGAGGCGAUGAAGGGGCCUCCUGAGGCCUUGAUCUAUGUCACCUGCGUCUAUAAUGGAACUAACAACCAUGGCAAUGGCAAGCCUGAUUACUUAGCAACAGUGGAUGUCGAUCCUAACUCGCCAACCUACUCUCAAGUUAUCCAUAGACUCUCCGUUCCAAAUAUAGGUGAUGAGCUGCAUCACUCUGGCUGGAAUGCUUGCAGCUCCUGCCAUGGAGACCCAUCUACUCACAGGCGUUUCUUGAUCCUACCUUCAUUGCUGUCUAGCCGCAUUUAUGUUGUCGAUACAGCGACGGAUCCGAGAGCUCCUGCGCUGCAUAAAGUGGUCGAGCCGGAAGAUAUUGUGAAAGAGACUGGACUGGCUUAUCCGCACACCUCCCAUUGCCUUGCAUCUGGUGACAUUAUGGUUUCAUGCCUUGGGGACAAAGAUGGUAAUGCGGCUGGGAACGGUUUCCUUCUAUUGGAUUCAAAUUUCAAUGUAAAAGGAAGGUGGGAGAAACCAGGUCACAGUCCAUUAUUUGGAUAUGAUUUCUGGUAUCAACCUCGACAUAAUACAAUGAUUAGUACGUCGUGGGGAGCUCCGGCGGCUUUCAGUAAAGGAUUUGAUCUAGAACAUGUGGCCAAUGGAUUAUAUGGAAGGCAUCUCCAUGUAUAUGACUGGUCUGGAGCUGAACUGAAGCAGACAUUGGAUCUAGGAGAUGCAGGGCUUCUACCAUUGGAAAUCAGGUUUCUACAUGACCCUUCUAAAGAUACUGGUUUUGUUGGGUGCGCUCUAGCCAGUAAUGUGGUGAGAUUCUUCAGGAAUACAGAUGGUGCAUGGAGUCAUGAGGUGGCGAUAUCAGUGGAAUCACUGAAGGUGAAGAACUGGAUUUUACCAGAGAUGCCAGGACUGAUAACUGAUUUUCUCAUUUCGCUUGAUGAUCGGUACCUUUACUUUGUUAACUGGCUGCAUGGGGAUGUAAGGCAGUAUAACAUUGAGGAACCCGGCAAACCUGUGCUCACUGGGCAGGUUUGGCUUGGAGGAUUGAUUCAGAAAGGAAGUGCUGCAGUAUACAUUUCAGAAGAUGGGACUGAAUCACAAUUUGAUGUGCCUCAAGUUAAGGGAAACCAGCUACGAGGAGGACCACAGAUGAUCCAACUGAGCCUUGAUGGAAAACGACUCUAUGUGACAAACUCUCUCUUCAGUGUGUGGGAUAAGCAGUUCUACCCAGAACUAGUGGAGAAGGGGUCACACAUGCUUCAAAUCGACGUCGAUAUCUACAAGGGAGGGCUGAAACUGAAUCCAAAGUUCUUUGUCGACUUUGGUGCAGAACCUGAUGGCCCUUCCCUUGCCCAUGAGAUGAGGUACCCAGGAGGAGACUGCACGUCUGAUAUAUGGAUAUAAUAUAAGGUUGCUUUGAAGGGUCAAAUCAUGAAAGCUUAUAUUGUUCAUCAAAAUGAUGGCAAGAGAAGAAUAUUGUUGUAAACUUUGAUAAGAAGUCUUAGUCAUUCCCCUUGAGUUGAAGAAUUCAGAUCUUUUUAUGAACAGUCUUUUGCUGAAUAAAAGGAAGUAUCAGCUAAUUUUUUUAAAAUAAAAGUCUGCUGUUCACCAGCAGAUCUUUCUCUGUUUAUUCCUUGGAGAUUUAAUGACUUGCAAG